AGCCCUUUGUCAACGAGCUGUAGGUGUAUGUGUAAGAACGAAAACAAGAAUACAUUCUGUAUUUCUGUGCAGAGGAUGAGCUGGUAGAAGGCAGUCAAAUUCAGCUAUACAUACAGGGAAAUAUUGCUGCAGGCGCAGGACAAUGACCCAAUUAGCAAUUGCACUGUUGUGCCUGGUUCCCGCCGUCCUGUGCUAUACCAAUGGCCCACCGGUGUCGUCCAAUGCCGACCUGUGCACCGAUAUGCUACCUGACGGUCACAAUGGCGGGGUUAGUCUGGCCUCCGACCAAGCCAACCCACCAUACACGAUCACCACAUCAGCUACGGAGUAUGCCGCAGGGGGCGCUGUUCAAGUAACCAUCACCGGAUCGGCCAGCGAUCAAUUCAAAGGGUUCUUCAUCCAAGCUCGACGCGCCGAUCCAGCCCGGAAUAACGACGUUGCCAUAGGAACGUUCUCCAGGAUACCUGGUAACACUCAACUACUCGUGUGCCACAAUGUUGCAAAUUCUGCGUGGGGACAUUCCAACAGCGAAGCGAGGACAUCAGCUACGGCCACUUGGACCGCACCUGGCUUAGACGAAGGCCCGGUGGAAUUUAGGGCCACCAUUGUGAAAGGCGAACCAAACAGAAACUACUUUUACCUCAACGUCAAGUCAUCCAAGUUGAACUUCACCAACGAAGCCCCACCGGUCAGUGACGGUACAACAAGUUCUCCUUCCAAUGGUGUUGGCCACAUUGUUAACGACGCUGUGACUACGAUAUCUGUAGUAAUGGCAGUAUUCGUCCAUAGCCGUUUCUACUGAGCAUCUACACAUCAAAUAUUAUAUUUCCACGGUGAAAGGAACAUAAUCAUUAUAAAGUAUUCACUAGAUAAUUUAACACUAAGUAGUUAUUUGCAGAUGUUUUCUUUUAUAGAUGAGUAUUUGUACCUAUGGUGUAGAAGUUUAUACUGAGACGUGAUAUAACGUCGCUGGAAUUUUUACGGUCCAUUCGAACUGCUGUUAAUGCUUUAGAAAACUUUUAAAGAGAGAAUAUCAACUGCCGACAGCAGAUGGAUUAUUUUUUUUAAAUUAAGCCUUUAAUUUUAAAUUAAAUCAACCACAACCUACCAUUAAAAAAAUUGUUAAACUAUUAUAGGAACUCCGGUGUUUAAAUAUUUUUUUUGUUAACGAAGCAGCAGUUCAAUAGAAAUGUCUAAUUUUGUAGUGAUUAUGCAUACAGCUGCUUUUGUUUAAACAGUUUGUGUCGGUUGUAAUGUCAAUGUUUGAAACUGGUUUGUUUAUUAAUAACAAAUAAAGUGUCGUGGCCGUGUGCCCACAAUGA
Patiria miniata (bat star) is the source of this 1322-nucleotide messenger RNA. Its product is annotated as putative defense protein 2. Gene Ontology annotation, molecular function: oxidoreductase activity, acting on metal ions. NCBI's taxonomy places the organism in Eukaryota, Metazoa, Echinodermata, Asteroidea, Valvatida, Asterinidae. The transcript is spliced from 7 exons. The record is from RefSeq and is a predicted model, not a curated record. The coding region runs from base 143 to 802 and encodes 219 amino acids.